Melanotaenia boesemani (Boeseman's rainbowfish) is the source of this 2451-nucleotide messenger RNA. RefSeq names its product ankyrin repeat and zinc finger peptidyl tRNA hydrolase 1 (gene ankzf1). The record is from RefSeq and is a predicted model, not a curated record. The transcript is spliced from 16 exons. Gene Ontology annotation, molecular function: protein binding. NCBI's taxonomy places the organism in Eukaryota, Metazoa, Chordata, Actinopteri, Atheriniformes, Melanotaeniidae. The coding region runs from base 119 to 2302 and encodes 727 amino acids.
CUUCCGUAGCUUGUGUGAGGAAAUGCAAACCUUCUGUCUACAUUGUCCAACGUUCUUUUAUGGUUAUAAUAAGGUUUCCUUCUUCUGACAUCUGGAUAGGCAGAACAACAAGGAAACAAUGACAACUUGUGCUGUCUACCGCUCAAUUUUUGAUUUGGGCUCAGAUGAAGAGGCAUUUGAAUUGAGAGAGGUGAACCCUGUCCUUAAAGAGGCUGUAAACACAGUACCAGCGGCAGACUGUCUGGAUGAUAAAAGUCCAGAAGAUGACAGACUGCGAGAGGGCAGCCUUCUUAGAGAGGUGUCAGACAAGAUGGUCUGCUCAGCCUGUAAAUGUCCCUUUAUGAACCGCGAGGAACAGAAGGAGCACUACAAGCUUGAUUGGCAUCGGUUUAACCUGAGACAAAAGAUGGCAGGACUGCCUCCACUCACAGCAGAAGAGUUUGAGAGGAAAACUGGAGCUGGAGACCUGUCAAGUAUCUCUGGCUCAGAGUCAGAUUCAGAGGAGGACUCGGAUAGUGAAAAAGAGGGAACCAGCAGUAAUGUCACUGGCACUGAUAAUGAAAGCUCAGUUGAAUCCCAUUCAAUGAUAGCUCGGCUCUCCAGCAAGGUGGUUUUCCAGAAUGCUAUAGGAGAAUUUCUAUCUGUGUACCGCUGUGUGCUGCAGGGAAAGUCAGAUGACAAGCUUGAUGCAGUAUCAUCUCUGAAGGUCAUGAGUAAAAAGACUGUGUGGGUCAUCCUCAUGACAGGUGGAGGCCAUUUUGCUGGUGCAGUCUUUGAAGGAAAAAAAGUCCUUCAGCACAAAACCUUCCAUCGGUAUACAGUGCGAGCAAAGAGAGGUACUGCUCAAGGACUCAGAGAUUCUCAAAAUCGCAGCCACACGCCAAAGUCUGCAGGAGCUAUUCUGAGGAGAUACAAUGAGGCAGCACUUGUUAAGGACAUUCAGGACCUUCUAGUAACCUGGGCUGAACAUUUGAGCAAGGCAGCUGUAAUAUUUGUACGAGCCCCUAGCUACAACAGGACCAUCUUUUUCAGUGGCUGUGCAGCUUCCCUUGACAAAAAAGACCCUCGAAUCCGCACAAUCCCCUUCGCAACACGCAGAGCAACAUUUCGAGAGGUUCAGAGGGUGCAUGAGAUGCUCUCUAGUGUUCGAGUGUAUGGAAAAGAUACAGAUAUGUCUGCAGUCUUGAGUCCAUCUAAGAUAGCAUGGAAGAAAUCUGUCAAGCCUACGGUUGCAACAAACACUGAUCAAGAAAAAGGAAAGGAAAACAAUGACACGUCUGAUGAAGAAGAAGGAGGGGAGAUCAAGCUGGAGAUGAUGGAGCUCACUUUAGGAACCCUAGACCUCAGGGAAUCUGAAAUUUAUCCUUCCAGGCACAAGAGAAGGAGGAGGAAAAAGAAAGAAGCCAAAAACCAAACCGAGGAAAUAAGUAACAAAGAAGCAGAUAAAGAAGAAGAGCUGCCUGGGGCUGAACCAGCAGAAGAAGAAGAAACCAUACAGAAGCAACAGUCUAUGAAAAAUAAGAGGAGGAAAUCUCAGAGUAAGAAAGAGGAUGAUGUUGAUGAUGAAUCUCUGGAUUAUGGCAUGAGGGAUGCGCUCUUUACAGCCUGCAAGGUUGGAGAUGUGGAUACUCUCUGUAGCCUUCUCCAGCCACCUGAGAGCUGUCAACAGUCAGAGAGCAACUCUUCCUCGGUCCCAAGUCCACUGACCCUUCUGAAUAUGCCCAUAGACUCGUCAGGGUUCACUUUGCUGCAUGUUGCUGCAGCAGCUGCACAAAGGGAAGUGAUCAGACUGCUCCUGGAUGUGGGAGCAGACCCAGCCUGCAGGGAUAAUAAAGGCCAGACUCCGUAUAUAGCCGCCCCCGACAAAGACACCAGAAACGUCUUUCGUAAAUACAUGGGUGAACAUCCUGAAAAAUAUGACUACAGCAAGGCACAAGUCCCCGGGCCACUGACAACUGAGAUUGAAUCCAAAAAGAUGGAGAAGAAAAAGGCCCAAAGGGCUCAGAAAAAGCAGAAAGAAAAGGAGCAGAAGGAGGAGAAGAGAAAACAAGAGUUGGAGGCAGAAGAGAAGAGGAAGUUUACAGCUCUAACAGAUCGUGAGAAGAGAGCUCUGGCAGCAGAAAGGAGGUUUGCACAACAAGUAGCUGCAACCGAAGUCAACUUCUCUAAUGUCAUGAGGUGCUGGUCAUGUGGGGAAUCUCUGCUCGGGAAGGUCCCAUUUCACUACUUGGAGUAUUCAUUCUGCACUCCACGCUGCGUUCAGGCUCAUCGUAAAGCAAAUGUUCCACCAGGCAAGACCUAGCACUUAUGUGGAAGCUCCCUUAUUAAAACUACUUUAGAAUUUGGUUUUUUAAAGCUCUGUCUUGCCUCACAAUGUUUCAAAUAUAAUGUAAAAAAGCAUUAAACAACUAGACAAUUACUUGAUUUAUUGAAAUAAAUGUAUAAUUUAUU